GGGCUCUUGCCGGCUUUCAUCAGUAGGGGUCGUGCACUGUCAGCCUUUGUACUUCGGGAGUCACAUUCAAUGGGGGGGGGUCUCUCUCUCUCUCUCUCCCUCCCUCCUUCACUGCGCAGUCCCCAAACAUGGCGGAGACGGACUGAGAUCUGAGCCCUGAGCCACGCCGUGAGGGGACAGGAGUCCGCACCAGCCCCUCUCCCGGGGAGGAUAACUUAUUCUCCCAAGAACUCCUUGUUCCAAGGCAUCCGAUGCACCGAGAUCGCCUAUUGGAUUUGAACUUGAGGAUUACUAGCAACUGAAUGAAUGGGAAAGAGGAUUUUGCAGCUCUCAGUGCUGCCAUGUUGAAGACAGAACUCUAAAUGAAUGCAGAGUCACAGUAAACCACAAGCAGCUUGGCCUUCACAUAAGCACAGACCUUUCCAAGGAACCCAGUCCGGGUGGGUUUGACUGCAUCAGCAGUUGGCUUCCCAACAAUGAGAAAACCAGGGCCUCAAAAAGUGGUUUGGUGUUCCAGCAAAGUCUGAAAUUUGAGCACAGCUGUCAACAGGAGUAUUAACACAAUGCCAUCCACUCUUUGAGACAUUCUCUUGAACUUAAGUUGCAGAUUGGAAAGCUGGGAGAAGACAUAAGCAAGGUCGAAGUGGCCGCCCAUCCAAUGCUCCGUCUCCGUAUCAAGGUCAUUUCAGUUGGGACAAAUACCUUAAGGAGACAGGAGCUGUUGCUGCCCCUUCCUAUUGCUUUAAGCAGUCGUGCAUUCCACCUGUCAACGAGUUCAAGAUUGGAAUGAAGCUAGAGGCCAAGGACCCUCGGAACGUCACCUCAACCUGCAUCGCCACAGUGGUCGGAAUAACUGGCGCGCGACUGAGAUUGCGCCUCGAUGGCAGCGACAACAAAAACGACUUCUGGCGCCUGGUGUAUUCAUCCGAUAUUCAGCCGAUUGGAAGUUGUGAAAAGAAUGCGGGGAUGCUGCAGCCACCUCUGGGAUUUCGACUGAAUGCAUCUUCAUGGCCCAUGUUCUUGCUGAAGACUUUAAGUGGAGCAGAAAUGGCACCAGGCAGAAUAUUUCACAAGGAGCCACCUUCACCCUCGCAGAACUACUACAAGGUGGGGAUGAAACUGGAGGCAGUUGAUAGGAAGAACCCACACUUUAUCUGCCCUGCAACCAUUGGGGACGUGAGGGGGUCGGAAGUGUUGGUGACGUUUGACGGCUGGAGGGGAGCUUUCGAUUACUGGUGUCGCUACGAUUCUGGGGACAUCUUCCCUGUGGGAUGGUGCUCGAUGACUGGAGACAACUUGCAACCUCCAGGAGCAAAGGCCGUCAUUCCGAAGAACGUGCCGGCAGCACCAGAGGGGGAUCCCGAGAAGCAUAGUAUGCAGGCUUCGGUGAAGACCACGUCGGAACAGCUCGCCGUCCACCGUGGCCGAAAACCGGGCAGGAAGCGGAGCCGAGUGGGGCAGGUGGGUGACAGCCAACCGGAACUACAGCGCCUCGUCUCAUCUGCCACCAGACCUGUGGAGCCGCUGAAGAUCCCAAAGAAGAGAGGCCCGAAGCCAGGGAGCAAGCGGAAACCUCGUGCCCUUCAGAAUCCAGUCCCGACCUCCCCUACCACCAGCACACCAGAGCCCGACACCAGCACAGUCCCUCAAGAUGCAGCCACUAUCCCCAGCACAGCCAUCAUGCAGUCACCAACAGUGUGUGUUUACUUGAACAAAAGCGGCAACCCAGGACCCCACCUGGACAGGAAAAAAGUACAGCAACUACCUGAUCACUUUGGACCAGCUCGGGCUUCUGUGGUCUUGCAACAGGCUGUCCAGGCCUGUAUAGACUGUGCGUACAAUCAGAAAGUGGUGUUCUCCUUCCUGAAGCAGGGUCACGGUGGGGAGGUGAUAUCUGCCACAUUUGACCGUGAACAACACACGUUAAACCUGCCAGCAGUAAACAGCGUUGUGUAUGCACUGCGUUUUCUGGAGAAGCUGUGCCACAGCCUACGGUGUGACAAUCUCUUCGGGAAUCAACCUUUCAGUCAAUGCAACCCAGCCAACCACAACCCUUCUGACUACGAAAGUGACCGGUUCAUGCCAGGGAAAUAUGAAUCGGCCGAGAGGGGUGUUCAGGGACCAGACAGAGGAAUUAAAAGGUACACACAAGAUGCCCCACCAUACAGUGCACCACUUUCACCCAAAUUACCCAAAACUGAUCAGCACCCCUUUGAAGGUGAAACCUUCAUCCUGGAGGAUGGUCACCCGGGCCCCACGGAGCACCGUCUGGAUCCCAUGGAUUCCGCCCUUAAUUCCGUAAAUCCCUCCAGCCCAAUGAGUAGAAACUCCAGGGAGUUCCGAGCCUAUCGACCUCUGCAACACUCGAUGAGCCUCACGCAAAGCAGCGCAGGGUCAUUUCGUCGACUCAGUUCUGGAGGCUCUGACAGGUUUACAGGGGCUCGGGAUCCACCUCGUAUGAUCAGCAGAGAUCCAUCCAGCUGGGCGGUGGAGGAUGUGAUGCAGUUUAUUCGGGAUGCAGAUCCACAGUCGUUGGGCCCUCACGCAGACCUGUUCCGGAAACACGAGAUCGACGGCAAGGCUCUGCUCUUGCUACGGAGCGACAUGAUGAUGAAGUAUAUGGGACUGAAGUUAGGACCCGCCUUGAAGAUUUGCUACCACAUCGACAGACUGAAGCUGGGCAAAUUCUAAAUCUGAACUCAACAUGUCGGGAAUUAUCCAAAAUUCACAAAACACCAGUGGGAGCCACUCCCCAGUUGUCCACAGAAAGAAACUCGAUAAUGGGGAUAUACCCAGUUCUGGGUCAGCUUUCAAACGGCAAGGAUCUUUCUUGGAUACCAGUCAACGCAUUACAUGUACUCUGAAGCAACAUAGAUUUUGGCUCUAUAGAACCAUGGUAACAGAGGUAUAGCCUUGGUCCGGACCAUUAUACAUCCUUCUCAUUUUCUGAACCAGACGAAUAUUUCUAUCCAACUGAGAUGAAGUAUUAUUAAGAAAACACUCCAGAUAUUGGUGUUGUGUAUCAGUCAUAUUUCUUUCUGCCAAUUUAUAUCAUUUAUCUUUUUUUUACUUAUUCCUCUCACCUGUUGGAUCUGCUGUAUCUGGUGGCCCUGAUUGGUGUUAAAACAGGAAAGGCUAGAAAUGGUCAGCAGAUCCGACAGCUUCUGUGGAGAGAGUAACAGUGUUUACAAUUAAGAUCAAUGAAUUUUCAUCAGAAUUUACAUUAGCUGCAGUAUUUUUCUUUUAUGUUGGCUGUGAUUGGCAUUUGCUUGUGACCUCAACACCACUUGACAAGUUCUUACAUUUUUAAAGCUGUAUGAAAGAGUCACAGCAGGUGAUGAUGGCAUGUCUUUUGCUCCUAGUCUAAUCAGUUAAGUAAAGCAGGGGCCAGCUUUUGGAGAGGCAAGUCCUCAAUGCUAUGGGGCAAACGUGUGCAUGCACACCCAAUAAUUGCAUUGUCCCAGAUGCUUAUCAGAGGUCUCAUGGCCCUGUUUGCUCUCCCCUUCUACACAACCCUGAGAUUUUUCCCUACGACUUCGAUCUGAACUAAGUGUCCCGGAGGAGAGCAGUAGUAAAGACAUCGCUGUUUCCCAGAAUGUUCCUUUCACAAGCAGAUCCUGAUUUCGUCCUACUUUAGGUUUUGUCAGCUGCUUUUAGUUGCCAACUCUUGAGUUUUUGUACGAAGCACCACGCAACAGAGUUGAGCACAAACCUUCCCCAACUUCCACCUACUGCAGCCAUUAAUAAGACAGUCUGCAUUUAUCAAGUGCUUUUAAUAUAGGUGCUUUACAGGAGCAUUAAUAAAAGUGACCAAGAGCUCUGGCAAAGAGACCAAGUGCGUCAGAGGAAACCUAUUAAUGGCAGUGUUACAUUAAAUUUCCGGUGCCAAUUUUUGACCUUACUCACACCUCCACCCUCUCUCUCCUCUGGAGGUGCUGCAGGAGCCAGGCUACAAGGGUGCUGACAAACUCCCACUACUUACCCUAUCUGUGUUUUGCGUUGGCAUGUUGACAAAGGUUAUUAUCACCGAGCUGAAUGCUGCCCUCACCCAACGUACACCCUACACUGGUUCACCAACAGUGGCUGAGCAUCAAACCCACUGUAAAACACCAAAUACGGCCCCAGGUGAGAUUGGUACCUGGAACCUCGUAGCUUGUAUUGGCCAGGUGAAGACUGGUCUUAUUGACAAAACUAUCAGGAAAAAUUAAUGGUUUGAUGAAUUGCGUGAUUCUUCCAGUAUUACAUAGAAGGUACAAUAAUGUCCGGGUGAUUCAUGCUACAUCUUUAUCCUCAGUGAGCAAUACAACCUUCAAUUCCUUUCUCAUUCACACGUUUCUUUUGCUCCUACAUAAAUGCAACUCUGUUCAAGUCACACAACACAUAUCGCUGGUCAAUCAUCAUCGCUGGGUCUAAAUCCUAGACCUUCCUCCCCAACAGCACUGUAGAAGCACCCCCUUCACCAGAAGGACUGCAGCAGUUCAAGAAGGCAGAUCACCUCCUCAAGGACAAUUAGGGGAUGAGCAAUAAAUGUCUGAUGACAACCUCUGCGUCCUGAAAAUGAAGACUAAAAUUCAUACUCUUCUGAACUAUGCAUUAUACUAAGGUUGAAUACAAAGAAUGGGGAAAUCCCUUAAACACAGACCAGGAUAAGUAGAAUUUUGUUUUACUUCUCAGAUUGCUGUUUUUAAAUUAUCUUUAAGAAGUUUUGCAAGAGCUGAUUUGUUCUUGCAAAUCGGAGAGGAGAAUUGGGCAAUUUUAGACAAAGCCAUUGCCCAAGAGCUUCUCUGGUGUCUGAAAGAUGCCCUCCACAGCACAUGCUUAACUAGAAGUGAAUUAAGUAAUUGCAACAGGGUUUUGCCUUUAGGUCAAUGAAUUACAGCCACUUUUAAUACUCUGGAAAGGCACAAAAAUAAUUUCUGCAGCAUGUCAUUUAACAUAACCUUCAACAUCACUCACCCAUCAGUUUGGCUCUUUAGUGAAUUUCUGUCAUCAGCGUAUCAAUACUCUUGGCUGAUAUUUCAGUCUCAUUUGAUGAUGUUUCCCAUCCAAGGUGAUCUUCAGGAUUUACCACACAGUGAAAUGUUCUGUUUCUUGAUCAGGAUACAUUUGGCUCUGGAGAGAAUUUUGAGCUUGAUAGUUUGGGGUUGAAGCUCAGGUGACGUAGGAGGCCUUUUCUCUGGAAUAAUUUCUGCACUCCAAAUGUGUGACGUUCAAUAACUCAUUCUUAAGGCCAAGUUCAGUGCAAAUUUCUAUGCAAGGCUCCACCAGGUGGAAACUAAUGAAAUAAUGUUCAUUGAUUAAUCGCAAUUCAAGCAAGAUGUGGAAGGUGCACCUCAGACGUUGACGGACAACGUGUUUCUCUCCUGUGGUCUGUGUACUUAAUCUCCUUGCUGAUUGUCGGUAACUUCCCCAGAUAUUCCAUUAAACUCUUUCUAACCCCUGUUUAGCUCAGCCAAUUGAGAACACGUUAGAAGUCAGCAUGGAGCUGAGAACACCAUUUCUCAGCCAGGGGGUAGGGUAAAUGGGAUGGAGUUGACGGUCUGAAAGGGUGGCAGAAGCAGAAACCUUCAGAAAAGUUCCUAGAUGACCACUUGAUUUGCUACAACUCACCGAGCUGAGGCCAGGAGCUGGGCAGUGGGAUUAGUCAGAAAAACUGAUCGUUUAACUUGACAUGGGCAGGAUCAGCUGAAUGUUCAUUGCCAUAAGUUUCCAUGAUGGUAAAACAUUGAAAAGAAAAACGAAACACUGGGGUUAUGAAAACAAUAAAAGGACCUUUUGGUUUUAGCAUGCUGGUGUACAUCAGAGGAAUAGCUCGUCCUAACAACGAUGGCCCCAAAUCCUUGACGAAUACACAAACCUCCAGUGAACUGUCUCCAACUGCAGGUUUGGUAUCUACACCAGGGAAGUUUUUCGUCAUGCUGAGAUACAGAUGGUGGGGUCUGAGGGGGUCAUUUGUCUUUGGCUAGUCAGAGUGAUGAACUUUUUCUAGUCAACUCUUCACUGCCAAUGUGAACGAGUGUCAUUACCCACAGCUGCAGGGAACGCCUCAAGCCAUUAAUUAGCAAUGACUUUUGCUGCGUGACUUUCUCCAGAAUGCAUCUUAAAAUUGAGUGUCUGUGAUAAAAUUACUGACCGCUUACAACUGAGAUUCUAAAUGGAUCAGGCAUUUGAGAAUGGUCUAACAUUCUGCUUUGAUCAACAGUUUGGUGAGUGAAGGGCCACUAAAUCAUGACCAGACUAUUGCUUUCUUGGUCUUGCAAAGGCCCUGGUAUGUACGAAUGUCAAGCUUGGUCUCUCAUGUGGCUUAAACAGACAUGUUAGAUUUGUGCAUUGGAAUAUCAGCACACAACUUUGUUCAUGAAAUAAACCAAUAAUUUAUUGUAAAA
Molecule: messenger RNA, 6386 nt
Organism: Pristis pectinata (smalltooth sawfish)
Lineage: Eukaryota; Metazoa; Chordata; Chondrichthyes; Rhinopristiformes; Pristidae
Product: polycomb protein SCMH1-like
Exons: 17
Coding region: 787-2691 (634 amino acids)
Biological process (GO): regulation of DNA-templated transcription
Cellular component (GO): nucleus
Molecular function (GO): protein binding
Source: RefSeq, a predicted model, not a curated record